Molecule: messenger RNA, 3355 nt
Organism: Oncorhynchus tshawytscha (Chinook salmon)
Lineage: Eukaryota; Metazoa; Chordata; Actinopteri; Salmoniformes; Salmonidae
Product: netrin-4-like
Exons: 11
Coding region: 460-2475 (671 amino acids)
Biological process (GO): basement membrane assembly; cell migration; substrate adhesion-dependent cell spreading
Cellular component (GO): laminin trimer
Molecular function (GO): protein binding
Source: RefSeq, a predicted model, not a curated record
AGGCUUUCAACCUUUCCAUAUGUAUAUUUUAUUUUUCAAACAUUGAUGAUGUAUUUGAGUACUCAGGAAUACUCAACCUUUUACAAACGAUAUUGGACACUUUAACAAGCCUGAAGAUGGUGACGCGUACCUGUAACCUAGAUUAAUGCACAGUGAUGACUUCGUUAUAACUGAAUGAUAUUCGAUAGGUAGCAGACAUCGUUUAUGGUCGACAUCCAAUCGACGGUGAGUGUUUUAUUCUUCAAUAGGCCUAAUUACCGCUUCGGUUUGUUAAUGCUGGAGGCGUCGUGCCGCUUUGGAGACAGCUCACUUGGCUAAAGUCAAUCGUUUUGAGGAAACGUGCCUUCACUUGUUGUCACUAUAAAAACAGACCUUCAUCGCUGUUCUCUCUCAACUGUUCAUACAAGAAGCAGCUAGGCUACCUGACUGUCUCAGUAUGUUCUAGAACAGUCUUCAGGGAUGUUCAAGAUGAGACGCUGGACUUUACUUGUCGUGAUUGCUCUUUGUGUGUCUCCGUUUCUUUUGGCUGGUCCUUCCAGCUCUUCAGGUCCAGUCUCAGAGACCCAGAGCCGCUGUGCUGGCCGGGCCUGUAACCCUCCCAUGGGGAACCUCGCCUUGGGCCGAGGACUACUCACCCAGUCAGUGUGUGGAGUCAACUCCACUGAGCCCUACUGCUCCUACCAGCAGAUGUUUAGCUCUACCUCUUCCUUCCACAGAGACACUUCCUGUCCAGCAACACCCAAAUGCAGCAAGUGCAACGCAGCUCUCCCCCACCAGGCUCACCUGGCCUCUGCCAUGACCGAUUCCUCAUUCCGAUACCCAGAUACCUGGUGGCAGUCUGCCGAGGGGGCGGAGACAGAAACCCUCCAACUAAACCUGGAGACAGAGUUCUACUUGACGCAUCUGAUUCUGGUGUUCCGCUCCCCCCGGCCCGCCGCCAUGUUGCUGGAGCGUUCUCAGGACCAUGGGAGGACCUGGAAGACCCUCAGGUACUUUGCGAGGGACUGUGAGGACACCUUCGGCCUGGCAGAGGAGGCUCGUGUGAAGGAGAAAGGAGAGAGCGGGGCGGCCUGCACCUCCAAAUACUCAGGAGCGUUCCCAUGUACCCGAGGAGAGGUGAUCUAUCGCGCCCUGUCCCCCUGGUACUCAUUGGACCCCUAUGGCCCAGCAGCCCAGACUCAGUUGAUGGUCACCAACCUGCGGGUGCAUCUGCUGCAGCGCCAGCCUUGCCCCUGCCAGACUAAAGACCCAGAUAUCCAGGCACUGCCCACGAACCAUUAUGCCAUCUAUGACUUCAUUGUCAAGGGCAGCUGCCUCUGCAACGGGCACGCUGAGCACUGUGUGCCAGCCAAUGGGUACCGCCCCCCCAGGCAGAGGAUCAAUCACGUGGUCCAUGGGAAAUGUGUGUGUAAACACAACACUGCCGGCGACCACUGUGAGCACUGUGUUCCCCUCUACAAUGACCAACCCUGGCAAGCUGCCAACGGCAUCAUAGGAGCACCUCGUGAAUGCAAGAAGUGCAAGUGUCACGGCCAUGCAGAUAGCUGUCACUUUGACCGUGGUGUGUGGUUGGCAUCGGGACGGCGUAGUGGGACUGUGUGUGACGUCUGCCACCACAACACACAGGGCAGACAUUGCCAGAGCUGCCGUAGAGGGUUCUACAGACACCCCAGCAGACCUAGCUCUGCCGCUGACUCCUGCACACCAUGUGCCUGCCACCCUGUAGGGUCUAGACCCGCGAUCUCAGGUGGCCAGGACCUCUGUAACCCUAGCAACGGGGCAUGCACCUGCAGAUCGGGCGUGGGCGGACCUCUCUGUGACAGAUGCAUUGUAGGGUUCUGGGGCUUCCAUGGUUACGGGUGCAGACCGUGUGACUGUACAGGUGGGGACUGUGAUCCCUACACCGGGGACUGCUUGUCUGGCUCAGAUCUGGACGUGUACUAUACAGGAGGUGACAGCCACAUACACAGAGGACCUAGCAGUAGUGAGCUAACAACACUGUUUAGGGUGGAGGAGCUGUUCUCUGCACUGCACCACUCUGAGAAAUGUCAGUGUAAGGUGGUGCCUAUAGGCAGCCCCAAACUCUUCUGUGCCAACGAGUAUGACUACGUGCUGAUGGUGAGGAUCAUUGCGGCCCGUGAUCAGGGCUCCCAUGCUGAGGUGGAGGUUAAGGUAAAGAAGGUCCUGUACCACGGCAGCCAGGUGAACAUCAAGAAAGGUCACAUCACCCUCUACCCAGAAUCCUGGACCACCCGAGGGUGCACCUGCCCCCUCCUUAACCCAGGAUCAGAGUAUCUGGUGGGGGGCCACGAGGACCGGAGGACGGGUCGUCUGCUGGUGAACACCAAGAGCCUGGUCAAACCCUGGAGGCCCAGCCUGGGACGCAAGCUCCUGCACCUCCUCAACAAACACUGUAGCUCCUCCUCCUCCUCUUCUUCUUCAUGGAACAAGAUGAAGAGAGGGAUGGAGAGUUAAAAGCUAUCCAUGUUUUGGUGGAUUGCAUGAGAAGGACGAUGAGCCGAAUAUAAAGACGUGUGAGAGUGUAUUUUUGGACGAAUGUGGGCUGGACAUGGGGAUACAGCCACAGCUUUGGCAAUAUGGGGAAAGCAGAACUAUUUUGCCAUUCAGGGCCUCAUUUGCCUGUUUCAUCCACAGACCCACGGAACACAUUUCUGAAACGAAGACCUCCACGACAGGACCAUGAUGGAUAGUGUUCUGUGCUGAAUGGCACUAUGUGGCUCAGUUGGAAAGAGCAUGGCGCUGGCAACACUGAGGUUGUGGGUUCAAUUCCUGCAGGGAUCAUAAAGAAAAACAUAUGCAAAAAAAUGUAUGCACUCACUGUAUUGCAAGUCACUUUGGUUAAACGCGUGAGUCUGCUUAGUGGUAUAUAUUGGAUUAUAUAAUAUGAUGACAGGCAGCUGCACAGAGACAGAGUACAGACUCUCGUCUCCUUUUUUACAGGAAGAGGAAUAUACGUUUCCAAAGGGAAGACCAGAUAUCCUGAGUGAAGGUUUACUGUCUGAGGAAGAUUGAUUGAUUGAUCUGACUUCUCAUUCUGAUCUUGGAUGUUCUCAUUCUGAUCUCAUUCUGAUCUGUUCCAGUCCCAAAGACAUAAGAGCCACUGGGCUGGUGUUUAAAUCCACUUUAGAUUUGUCUCAGACUAUAGUUGAAACCAAGACAAAUAUAGAACCAAAAUAUAUUAUUAAUGAAUGUUUUAUCAUACUGUCUAUCAAAUGGCAGAGAUCUCUAUCUUCUAUGAUUAGCCUUCUGAUCUAUCCAAGGUUUUAUGUUUGGAGUCCUGACGUUUGUAUCCUCAGUUCCUGGAGUUAUUGGCAGUAAACCUGCAGAAGCAUCA